UCGCGCUGAACUCAGUCAACUGCGUGCUUCUGUGCUUCUCGGUUGACAGUGAAUCGGCUCCCUUCCGCCUUCACCCUGAGUUUACGAGACCUCUCAUUGGCAUGGUCAGUGCACACGUAACGGUGACGACAUAUUAGAGCGGCCAGCCAAGUGGAAUAACCUGGAUGGUGGACCUAGAGCGAGCAACUGGAUAUGAUGAAAUGGACGAUAUUUCUUAUUUGAAUAGUCAGCGAAUUAAGCUCUACUAGCCAGACAGACACCCACUUACUUCGCUGCCGGCCCAAGCUGCAGUUAUAGACCAAGUUUCUUUGUUCCCAGAUAACAAAGGAUGGUGUGCGGAAUUGGACUUCUCCUGGUGGUGCUUUUCAUAAGCCUACCACAGUGGUGCUGGGGUGGACUCUGCCCCCGAGAAUGCUCAUGUUUCCUGGACAGCAGAGGCCGUCGCCAGGUCACGUGCUCACGAGGAGGCCUGAUACAUCCAAUUCCUAUACACUCCAUGGACCAACAAGUUGAAGUGAUACUAAUAACAGCGCCUGCUGAUAAUCCGAAUUUUCUCACAAUUGGUCCAAUUUUCCAGCAGUUCAGCAGGCUAGAAGAGUUACACAUAGUGCGGUCAAACAUACCUGCCAUUGGUAGACAUUCAUUCUGGGGAGUGCCAACACUUCAGAAGCUGAACCUCACGCAGAAUAACAUUUCUCACGUUCUGGACUAUAAUUUCCGUGGCCUUGCGAAUCUCCUGGAGUUGCAUCUAGAUGACAAUCGGAUCGAGUCCAUGCCAAGUGGCACGUUCAGAUAUCUGCACGAACUCAGAGUUUUGUCUCUAGCCCGCAACAGGAUCACAGAACUUGUUCCCAGACUAUUUCUGAUGCUUGGCAAGUUGCAUCAGUUGGAUCUCAGCGGAAACAGGCUUAUGGAGCUAAACCCGGAGGUCUUCAAAGAUGUUCAGGAGCUGCGAGUGUUUCGAUGUCGAGGCUGUGGUCUCUCCAACAUCAAUACUCUUAUCUACCGCCUGCUGCCGGACCUGCUCUACCUCGACCUGGGUGACAACGAGUUCAAAUAUGUUACAUCAGAUGAGUUCCGGUAUCUGAGGAACCUGCAGCUUCUCAUGUUGGACGGAAAUCAACUGUCUGUUGUGCUGGAACGGACAUUCGGUAACAAUGGGGCUAGCGGCGGACAGAUCGACCUACAGACACUUUCUCUUGCUCGAAAUCGUCUUGCUAAAGUCACCGCAACAGCAUUUGCAAAUCUUACCACUCUACAAGAGUUGGACUUAAGUUACAACAAGCUGGACCGCUUGGAAACCGCUACUUUUAUUCCUCUAACUGAGUCGCUUCGUCGGUUGAAACUCAGUGGCAAUUCAGUUCCUCUGUCAGAGGUAAAAUACGUACUACAGGUCAUUCAGAAACUCCGUGAUCUUUCUUUAGCAGACAUGGGAAUCACUAAUCUCCCACUGGGGCUUUUCGUGUACCACGAACACCUACGAUACCUCAAUUUGUCCGGCAACAACAUUGCGCACUUCCCGGCACAGAUACUAUCUCCGGUUCAGAAGUUACAAGAAAUUGACCUCUCGAGAAAUAGAUUUCGUGGUUUGGACGAGAGACUGAUAUUGAGAUUAGACGCUAUAAAGACUAUACAUCUACAAGGAAACCCAUGGAUAUGCGACCUCUGCCACAUGGCAUACAUGUUGAAUUAUAUGAACAAGACCACCGUCGGUGUCGCCAUGAGAGAGCUGACAUGUGCUUCGCCGUACACAUUGGAAGGAAGAUUACUUGGCUCUCUGUCCAGAUCCUCAUUAUCGUGGUGCACGAGUAGUGAUGGCGGUUUGGGCUACAUGGAAAGUGGUGGAGGUAUCGUGUCGACCAACUUCCUAGCAGAACACUCGCGGUUAGGCCUCCUCGCGGCAGGCGCUGCUCUCCUCUUGGUACUUCUGACGGGGGCAGCGCUCUUAGCAGGUAUCGCAUAUUCUCGUCACCACGCAGCCCACUAUUACACACACGAAGAACAGAGAGGACCUGAACAUGAGGCCAUCUUCGAGAAUCCAGCCGCCAUCCUUGAUGAGAACGGAGAUAUUAAAUACAAGAUUGUGCCCUUGGAUAUAACGAAACCACCUCCGAGAAAGAAGAAGGUGUCUAUUUCUACUAUUGAUGGGAUCACGAAAGAUACGGAACUGCAUUCAUUGACUAAUGGGACCUGAGUAGUGCGCUUCAGUGACACAGUGGAAACUCAUUGCUAGUAUUUCGCACAAACUAACGUCCCCCACGAGGGGCGCCACCUACUUACGGCAUGAGUGAGUGUCACUGAAGUGAACCACGUACAUACGAAAUACUUACAUCAAACACUGUGAGACAUUCGGUCAUUUUGUUGUUCGACCUCAGUGCUACUGUGCGAAUUUUAAGGAAAGAACCCCCAUUCUCGAUUGAUUUCCAUCUGUUUUCUUUCUGAGACGAUUCGUCAAGUGUUUCCAUAUACUCACUUCCAUCACUGGAUCUUAACAGACAGUAAAGGUCCACGUAAUAUACUCGUACAGUGAUAUCAGAGGCCUGUGUGGAAUUGAUUUUCGAUAUGACAAGCAACUCUGCUGAAGCUACAGGCAGGGAAUUUCGCGAGUGCAAAGUGACAUGCACCUUGUACCAGUGGAGUAAGGUGAAGAGGACCUGGCUGGAGGGAGGAACCCUUUUCGCCCUCUUAUUUUUAAGAGAAUUCUUAUUAUUGCAGGAGUGACUCUUAUUUCCACCCUUUGGUUUAAUUAACGAUCUUUUCUCCCUUCCUCAAGUCAUGGUGCCACUGAGGGUGCAAUGGUGUCAGAAGUGUACUGAGCUUCCAAACACAAAAUUGUUAAGAAGAUAAACCUCAGAAGCUUUAUUUUAUUGAAGAGUUUUUAUAUAUAAAGGUUCCGACAUAGACACUGUGAGUGCAAGGAAUGAUUAACUAUGUAACAAAAAGUACAUACAAUGUACAUAAGCUAUAUAAUCGAUUUGAAUACUCAUUCUAUAUUUUAUUCUGCCAUAUUUAUAGUUGUGCUGCACACUACGAAAAGGACAGGAUAAUGUGAAAUGUGCUGAAGGCAGACAGUGUAAAUAGUAAAGAAUAUCUUUUAUAUAGAAAUAGAAUUUGAUUAAUUAUUUAGCAUACAGUUUCCGUGAGGAAAAUGAAGUGUUUUCAACCCAGAAAAUUCUAUUUUUAAUCUCUUUUAAAGAUCAAAGAAAACAUGUUUUGUUAAUUGUCCAAGUUGCCAUGAACGGUUUGGUUAAAGCUAGAAAGACAACUAACAGGCGUAACUAAAUAUUAUGUCCCAAAAUUCUCAGUGCAUAUCAUGUGAUGAGAGCGAAUUUGCUAUUCCAAAUCCAAGCGUGCCAUUUUCUGUGUGAUUUUUCUUAUGGGACCACGCUUAUCAUUCCGCUAUAAACUUUUGCGAGAUCACAGGGGGACAGUUACAGUUGAUUAUGAUUUUGUAAAUGUUUUGCGAGUAAUUUACAUUUCUCGUAAUGGUAUCUAAUGCCUACAUAACUAGCUGAUAACACAACAGAUAUUUUAAUGGACCUAAAGUGCAUAUGGUUCCUUUCCAGUGUAAAAUUACUCCGACAGAGAAUUAAAAUACAAUAAAAUAAUUUUUUUAAAAGUUCAGAAAUCAUAGUCGUUAAUUUUGAUUUACUGUUUUCACCCCCUAACUCUUUGUAUUCUGAGGAGGGCUCAAAUAUUUUAUUCUAUUAGAGUCUGAUUCGUCUGUGGUACUGACUCCUGCAUUGCCCUAUGUUAUAAGUUCAUGCCCUGCUCUAUAUUUGUACUGAAUUAUUUCCUAAGCCUAAUAAACA
Cryptotermes secundus is the source of this 3812-nucleotide messenger RNA. Its product is annotated as carboxypeptidase N subunit 2. Bases 329 to 2194 code for a protein of 621 amino acids. The transcript is spliced from 6 exons. Lineage: Eukaryota; Metazoa; Arthropoda; Insecta; Blattodea; Kalotermitidae. Gene Ontology annotation, molecular function: protein binding. The record is from RefSeq and is a predicted model, not a curated record.